UCCAAGCUGCACUUGCCGCCCCGUUGAGGACGAGGAGGCGGCAGGAGCGGUGACGGUGUCGCCGCGGAACCGGAUUGCCGGCACGGAGGGCUCACCGGCCUGUCCCCCACGGCCCUCUCCCGCCUCGCUCCCAUUGUGUUGGAAUCAUAAAAAGAGAGAAUAUAACAACAAGAAAAAGACUAAAAUUGUGACAAAGACCCAACUGGGUAGGUUUACAUUUUAUUCUCAAUUGGGACCUCUUGGUUAUAAACUCUUCUCCAUCUGGUGCUGCAACAAUGAGUGGGAAAUCCCUGCUCUUAAAGGUCAUUCUCUUGGGUGACGGUGGAGUUGGGAAAAGCUCACUCAUGAACCGUUAUGUAACCAAUAAAUUUGACUCCCAGGCUUUUCACACCAUAGGGGUAGAGUUCUUAAAUCGAGAUUUGGAGGUAGAUGGACGUUUUGUAACUCUCCAGAUCUGGGACACUGCAGGGCAGGAACGUUUCAAGAGCCUUAGGACACCCUUCUACAGGGGAGCAGACUGCUGCCUCUUGACCUUCAGCGUGGAUGACCGGCAGAGCUUUGAGAACCUGGGUAAUUGGCAGAAAGAAUUCAUCUACUACGCAGAUGUGAAAGACCCUGAGCACUUCCCCUUUGUAGUUCUGGGGAACAAAGUAGACAAAGAGGAUAGGCAAGUGACAACUGAGGAGGCGCAGUCCUGGUGCAUGGAGAAUGGAGAUUACCCUUAUCUAGAAACAAGUGCCAAAGAUGAUACUAAUGUGACAGUGGCCUUUGAAGAAGCUGUCAGGCAGGUGUUGGCCGUAGAGGAACAACUGGAGCAUUGCAUGUUAGGUCACACUAUUGACUUGAACAGUGGUUCCAAAGCAGGAUCUUCAUGCUGUUAAAAGUAGGAAGCCUUUUAAAAAUGUGCCCCAAAUUGAUCAGUCAGUAGUGUGAGAAUCACUGUGCCCCUCUAUUAGUGCACACAUAUACGAAAGGAUGAGAGAUAAGUUUCUGAUGUGAACCAGAGCCUUUCAAGUUGAAGUUGUAGAGCAAUUUAAAGGGGAAAAAAAAAAAGCUUUAUCAAGCCAACUGUAUUUUGUGUAAUUUCUGCUAUUUCCUUCUUGUGUGUAUCAGGACAUUUCAGAAAACUUUAGUCCUGAGAGAUUUAAAUAUUUUUCAAGUCACAGUUUAAUCUUAGAACCCAGCCGCAUGAAGGAGUUAAAGAGCUACAGCUAUCCCUUAAAGCGUUUCAUUAAUCAACUAACAAAUGUCACCAUUGACUCUUACCAAGCAGUUUCUGACAUGUCUGCCAAAGGGGAGAAAAAUAAGGCUCUGAGAUGUACUAUAAUAAAGAUAAUAAUGCAAACUAGGAUGUCCUAAGCUUGAAUUAUAAAGAGGUUGUAAAGAUUAGAAGUGCUAAGUAUAAUGAAUGAUGUACACUGCCUUGUUUAAACACUUAUGUAUGGUUUGCUCCCCUCUGAGCUUUAAAAAAAUGCCAUCUCGGUAAGAGAUACACUAAUGACUCUGGAAAUUUAUUAUACUCAUUGUAUUUGAAGUAACAGGGUCCUAGUGAAUGGAUUAUGCUUCAUUAUGCCAAUCACCCUUGCAAAUAAAUGGUUGGUCUGAUUUUACUUUGUAAGUCUACUUUUGCUGCACAGGGGUGUUGCUUCUCUGACAACCUCUUAUCUAGCAAUGCUGCUUAGUAUAUGGCUUUUAAUCCAGUGCACUCUACUCAUAAUUGUGAUGGUCCUUUGGUCUACCAUACUAUGCUCUCAGAGAAGCCUUCAGAAUAGACUGGAGGAUACUGGGCUUUUCUCAUAAGGUUCCUUAACUCGAAUAUUUAUUGUAGAAGAAGGAACUGAUUUAUUGUAUGUUGCACUGUAUGUUCAGCUGGCCAAACUAGGAUGUUGAAAGUAACAAGAGAACAUGCUUUAACCCAGCAUUAGCAUGAACUCAUAAUUAGAGUUGUCCAGCAGAAUGGUCUGCUUUAAUAGUGAACCCUCUUCCAGUGAAAAUAUUCGAGAUGCUAGAUGACCAUCUGUUAAAAUACCAUAAAAAGAAUUUCUAUACUGCCUAGAUGUUUGGUUUAAGGUCCUUUUCAGCUCUAAGUUCUAGGAAUCUAUGAGCUACAAGCUAUGUUUAAGUGCCAUGUUAUAGUUAGAUAUAUCUUAAGAUAACAGCUAUGACUAUGGAAAGGGUCUUUAAAAUUUCUCAAACUAUUCUGGGAUCAGCCUUUAACAGCAACUACAUAGCUCUUUCUUUUGCUUUUGCACUGUGGCAGGAAAAAUUCUUGAACUCCAAGUAGUCAUUACAUGUCAAAUAUAAACAUCCUGAAGAUACCACAUUAAAAUACAAAAACAGUUUAUCAAAGUUUGAUUACCAUGACUGCUACCUAUAUACUUUAUUAUGAAUAUGCAGUCUAGUUCUUGUCAGUUGAUUUAUUUGUCCUGCAUAGCUUUUAAUCUGUACUUUUACAACAUCAGUGAUAAAACAGUGACCCAAAGUAAUGAGGGACAGUUAAAAAUGACCGUAAAAAAGACCUAGGUCAGGAAGGGGGCAGGAGCUUUCACAGGAAUAUAGCCUAGAACUCUCCAAUGUAGCCACAUAUGGAAUCAGCCUUACAAGUGGGACCUUAUGUACUUUAAGAGCUCUGGGACUUUUUGGCAACAUUAAGUGGAAGAUGAUAUUUUAAUCCAGUCAUACCCAAUAUUUCCAAUUUGAAUAUGGUCCUGACCCCAUUGUCCAGCUAACUUUGAUGCCAGAAGUCAAAGCCAGAACUGGGACCCCACAGCUCUUAAGUAUUGGUCCCUAUCCUGCCUAUGCCUAUAGCCAGCCACACUGGUUUCCAAGUACUAUGAUCAUUUUGCUACAAUCAUGUUAGAGUGAAAAUCUGUAUGUCAGAACUGUUAAUUGCUAAUUGUUUUUAAGUGCAUGAGACCUGGGGCCUUCUCUUUCUACUUGCACUCAGCUUAUAAUAGUUUCUAUUUGUAGAUCUCAGGCCUUCAUAAAGACCUCCAUCCACUCACAAAAGUACUUGUCACUAUGAGAAUGGCACAUGAUCAUUUAAGCAAAAAAAAAAAAAAAUUACUUGGGUAUCCCAUUCAUAGGCCUCCUGUCCAUUCAAGACAAGUGUUAAUUUUAUUGGCAGGUCAGUUGAAGCCCCUUUUCUCUUAGCCAUACUGGUUUUCUUCUACCAAAUCACUACAUAAUAUAUUAACAAAAACACUUAAUAUUAAGUGACAAAAAGUGGCGGCAUUUUGGUAAGUAACACUCAGUGGGGUGCUGACAUAGAGUUUGGUUAAGAUUAAAAGAAAAAACACCAAAGGCUGAUAUCUAUGAGUAUCAGGAACUGUGCAUAUAGAAAAUUGUAUACUCUAGAAUGUGCAGUGCAAUAUUUUCAGUAGGUGUUUUUUUCAUGAACACUGAAUUUUUUGGAACAAGAUGUUUCUAAUUGGAACUAUAAUGUUUUUCAAUGGUCCAUUAAAACAUCAUACAGAAUAUUUAUUAAUUUAUUUUCAUGUAUUAAGCUAACAUUCAGGGGGCCUCAGUUUUCAUAUAUCUUCAGUGGAUUGAUGAAUUUCAGGUUAAUUUGUGCCUGCCUCAGCCAUCUCAGUUGUACCCUGAGGUAUUCCACAGUCCUCUUGUUGCUGGUGCUGCUAAAAACUGGAAAUUGUGUAUCAGAUAUUUUGUUUCAACUGUAAAAAAAAAAUCAUCUGUGUUAAAGUGAAUAAA
This is a messenger RNA of Dama dama (fallow deer), 3711 nucleotides long. It is a transcript of the gene RAB9B, whose product is annotated as RAB9B, member RAS oncogene family. Bases 276 to 881 code for a protein of 201 amino acids. Gene Ontology annotation, cellular component: phagocytic vesicle; lysosome; late endosome. The transcript is spliced from 3 exons. Gene Ontology annotation, biological process: retrograde transport, endosome to Golgi; Rab protein signal transduction. Gene Ontology annotation, molecular function: GTPase activity; GTP binding. The record is from RefSeq and is a predicted model, not a curated record. NCBI's taxonomy places the organism in Eukaryota, Metazoa, Chordata, Mammalia, Artiodactyla, Cervidae.